This is a messenger RNA of Mytilus californianus (California mussel), 2401 nucleotides long. RefSeq lists its product as uncharacterized. Bases 707 to 1780 code for a protein of 357 amino acids. Lineage: Eukaryota; Metazoa; Mollusca; Bivalvia; Mytilida; Mytilidae. The transcript has a single exon. The record is from RefSeq and is a predicted model, not a curated record.
CAACACCAGAUAUGUCUAUUUGCCUGUAUGAUUACCUAUGUCAGAAUAUUGUUGGAUCAGAAGAUUACGUUAGACUAAUCAGAUUGAUUAACUCAUCCAAAGACCGAAUUUAUAGCUACAAAUCACCUACGAUUAUCACCAGUGGUAGUUUUGGUGAAGGACUAGAACUAAAACGGAGUGACUUAGAUAUAAUGAUUGUAACACAUGAGGUAGAGGUAACUGACCAAACAAUACUACAUGAUUAUCAUUCUGCUGAAAACUACUUUUUUUUAAUCACUGACGAUAUUAAACCUGGAUUUGCGUAUUUACGUUUGAUAAAAGGAAAUGCGAAAAAGAAGUUGCUGUGCCGAAGUAUUGAAGGACAUUUAUUUCUGCCAAUUGCAUUUUUUAAGCAACACCUUCUUAGUGAACAUCAUAUGGUUGUUCAUGGACCGUGCUUAUCCGAUGAAGACGGACUAUUUGACUUUGCCUAUUGUGUACACGCAAAAUUAUGGAUAACUUCAGCUUCAGAAUGGGUUACUAGAUCAAAUAAUUCAUGGCCAACUAAUGAAGUAAAACAAAAGAUUAUCGAUCAUGGUGUCCUGUUUGUACCAAUUGGCACAGGGGAAAAUCAAAACGAGGAAUUAAAUGGCGUAUAUCCUUCUCUGUAGCUGAAAAAUUUCUGAUAUAUUCAUUUACUCAUACACAGUUGUUAUGUUAUGCUCUAAUGAAAAUUCUUUUGAAAGAUGUUAUAAGCGAAUCUCCCGGAUGUAAAGACUUACUUUGUUCAUACUUUUUUAAAACUAUCUUAUUCUGGCUUUCUGAAGAAUUGCCGACAUCGAUGUGGAAAAAAGACAAUUUAAUACCUUGUUUUAUGAAAUGUGUCAAGAGACUGAUUUAUUGUGUGGAACAAUCGAUGUGUCCACAUUACUUUAUUCCAGAAAACAACCUUUUUGAAAAUAAGAUUAUUGGACAUGGCAGGAGAAAAUUGUUAGAAACAUUGUAUAUUCUUAUUGAUUACGGAUGGCAAUGUAUUUUUUUCUCGGCAAACAUAUCCAUGGUGUCGUUGAUUUGUACUGUACAGUUCAAGGUUGAUUUGUUUUUGAAUAACAUUCAGAAGAUAAUUAAGUCAAAAGUAACCUUUCCUCGUGCAAUGUGUCCAAAUGUAAAAUUAAUCGAUUUUGUAGGAAGUUUACAAAUAGUAUUCGCAAGUCAAACACAGAAAUUAAGAUCUCUUCUUUUACUCAAUAUGACUCAAACUGGUUUGAUCGAAGCACAAAUGGUUCUGUUAUCCGGUUUACAAAGUAACCAUAACAUAUAUAAACGAUAUAAACAAUGUCUCUGUAAUCUACUCCUAAGUACUUACCAUGAUGCUGCGACUGGUUGGUUGAUGUUGGUGUCAUUAUUCUACAAAAACAAACAAUACAACAAAGCUCUUUGUGUUCUGUCAUAUUUACUCCAAAAAAUUACUAGGGAAAAAUUGUAUUUUGGUGCAAAUUUAUCUCACAUACAUCGAGAACUAUUCCGUUUCAAAACAUUUAGGAAAAGAGGAAUAAUUCGAACACUAAGAAUUCUAUUUUUACCUUCAGUUAUUUUUUACAAGAAAGAUUACCUUAUUCCAAACGAAAUAAAAACGGGUGCUACUGAUUUGAACCCUGCCAUGAUAACUCCAGUUAUAUAUCUUCAUUUCCUAACAUUUUUGUGUCAUUAUCAUCUGCACAAUAUCGGAAAUUAUCAGGAAUCACUGAGUGACCUUCGUUUAACAAUAGAAUCAGUAAUGAUCAUGUUGACAAAUCUGUAGCCUACGACUGUCUUGGAGUAGCUUUUCAAAUUUCAGGUGAUAUGGAAUCAGCUAGAGAAGCUUUUUUAAGAUCAAUUAAACGUUUUUAUGAGCCUUUACUGAAUCGCUCAUUUAAACGUCUGUAUAUGAUGGAUCUACUGUGACAAAUAAUCAUUCCAGAUGAAUUAAAAACUAAUGUUCAUAAUUUCGUUUACUGGCUACCACGUUCUUGUGUCAUUAUUAUCAGCACAAUGUCAGAAAUUAUCAGAACUGACUAUGAGAUUUUCGUUAAACAAUAGAAGAAGAUUAUUUUAUUCCGGAGAAUAAUACCAAAGCUGUAGCCUACGAGUAUCUUAAAUAAUACAGAUAAUAAAGCUUGGAUUAUAUCAAUAGAACUGUAUCUUGACCAAAUAUUGAAUAACACUUCUAAACUGCAGUGAAUGAUGGAUUUAGUUUGAAAACGUAUUGUAUCGUUUAGCAAUUACACGAUAUCAGCGAUAGCUUUUGCAGAACAACUUAUUAAUGCAAAGUAUAAAUCAUUUAAUUAGAUUAAAUAUGACAAGCAAAUAUGUAUUUCCUCAACAAUGUGUAAUCAUAACGUUAUUGUUUCUGCAUCCUGUUUAAAAGUUAUACAGGGUUAAC